CUCAGCCACGGCGGCUGCAGACAUUAUGUCAUAGCUCAGCCACAACAAGUGGCAGUCUAACCGUCACCGGCACCAGUAGUCUUCUUGGCCGCGAACAAAAGGCACGCCCUCCCCACUUCUUGCCUACCACGAGAUCCUCGUUCGAUCCGCUUGGUUUUGCUCCAUUUCGACUCCCUAUCGCUGCCCUUUCGGUCUCUACCCCUUUGCACCCUCUCAGACCUUCGACCCUCCACCCCUCACCCAAACCGAAUCCUUCCGCGGGUGUUGGGCAACCUGCGGCCAAUCAGAGAUGAGUUUGAAGGGCUUUCAGAAGAGCAUUGUUCGCGCUCCCCAGCAGUUCAAGGCAAAAUUCAACAUCGGCGAGCAUACCAAGGAUCCUGUCUACCUAGAUGCCGAGCGGCGGUUUCAGGAACUUGAGAAGGAGACCAAAAAGCUGCACGAUGAGUCGAAGAAAUAUUUUGACGCCAUCAACGGCAUGUUGAACCACCAGAUCGGAUUCUCCAAGGCUAUGACGGAACUCUACAAACCCAUCUCCGGUCGCGCUUCCGACCCUAGCACGUAUACGAUCGAAGGCAACCCCGAGGGAAUCAGGGCGUGUGAGGAAUACGAGGCGAUCGUGCGGGAUCUCCAGGAAUCGCUUGUGCCCGAGCUGGAGAUGAUCGACACCCGCGUCAUCAGCCCUGCGCAACAACUGUUGGAGGUGAUCAAGGUGAUCCGCAAAGUCGCGGUGAAGCGAGACCAUAAGAAACUGGACUACGAUCGCCACAGGAAUUCGCUCAAGAAACUUCAAGACAAGAAGGACAAGUCGCUGAAGGAUGAAAAGGCACUUUACAAGGCCGAGAACGAUGUGGAACAAGCGACCCAAGAAUACAACUACUACAACGACUUGCUCAAGGACGAGCUGCCCAAGCUGUUUGCUCUUGAAGCCGAAUUCAUCCGCCCGCUGUUCCAGUCUUUCUACUACAUGCAGCUGAACGUCUUCUACACCCUGCACGAGAGAAUGCAGGGCAUCAACAUCGGGUACUUCGAUCUGACCUUGGAUAUUGAGGAAGCGUUCGAGAACAAGCGUGGAGAUGUCAAGGAGCGUGCCGAGGAGCUCACCAUCGUCCACUUCAAGGCCACGGGCGGUCGGAAACCCGGAUCGAAGCUUGGCCCGAAGGACAAAUUAGCACAGGAGGGCAAGGGUGGCUACGCAUCGCGACAGCGCGAUCCCGAUGUUGUUGAGAACCCCCCGCCUCCAUACUCGGCCAGCGCAGGCAGCAGCUUUAGUGCCGCCGCGAAGAGUAAGCCCGCGCCUCCGCCACCGAAACCUAAGCCAUCCCGGUUCAGCGCUCCGGUGGAAACCGUCACAGCGCUGUACGACUACGAGGCGCAAGCACACGGUGAUCUCAGCUUUUCCGCCGGAGAAGUCAUAGAGAUUGUGCAUCGGACGGACAACCAGAACGAGUGGUGGUCUGGCCGGGUGGACGGACGAGAGGGACAGUUUCCAGGUAAUUACCUCCUCUAGCAUGUUUUAUCUCUUUGGUUUUGCUAACUCGAGUAGCCAACUACGUCCAGCUGAACUAGCAUUCUGCUAUCGCUAUAUAUUAUUCUUAAUUCUGCUGUCC
Aspergillus ibericus CBS 121593 is the source of this 1607-nucleotide messenger RNA. RefSeq names its product amphiphysin. The transcript is spliced from 2 exons. The record is from RefSeq and is a predicted model, not a curated record. Gene Ontology annotation, molecular function: lipid binding; protein binding. NCBI's taxonomy places the organism in Eukaryota, Fungi, Ascomycota, Eurotiomycetes, Eurotiales, Aspergillaceae. The coding region runs from base 290 to 1507 and encodes 405 amino acids. Gene Ontology annotation, cellular component: Rvs161p-Rvs167p complex; mating projection tip; actin cortical patch. Gene Ontology annotation, biological process: plasma membrane tubulation; actin cortical patch localization; endocytosis.